Gregarina niphandrodes is the source of this 3129-nucleotide messenger RNA. Its product is annotated as putative GMC oxidoreductase. Gene Ontology annotation, molecular function: flavin adenine dinucleotide binding; oxidoreductase activity, acting on CH-OH group of donors. The transcript has a single exon. The coding region runs from base 1 to 3129 and encodes 1042 amino acids. The record is from RefSeq and is a predicted model, not a curated record. NCBI's taxonomy places the organism in Eukaryota, Apicomplexa, Conoidasida, Eugregarinorida, Gregarinidae.
AUGUUGCACGAAUUUAUUUGGUGGUUGCCUUGUUGGUUGUCGCGUGUGGGGGGUGUGGUGGUGACGUCUGAAGUUGCGUCAUGGCGUGAGUACGACUACAUUGUGGUGGGAGGUGGUGGUUCAGGUUGUGUGGUGGCUCGUGAGUUGAGUGAUGCUGGUUAUGAGACGUUGUUGAUUGAGCGUGGGGAUGUUCCAAGGAACGGCGUGUCAAAUUCUUUGUUUGGUGUGCGGGAUGCGUUACGCGACCCGAAGCUAUCACAGCCGGUGAUAACGGUGGAUGGUACGCGCACGCAUGUUAGUAACGUGUUGGGCGGUGGUACGGCGGUGAAUUUGGGCAUUUGGAUUGAGGAGAAUCAAGAAUAUUUUGACGCGCUACUUGAGUACUUGUAUACGGUUACGGGUGAAACGGAGAUCAUGAAAUGGCAGAGUCUGUUUGCGGGUAUUGAUGAAGCGUAUGAAUGGCUAAGACUCCAGAUCACGGGCACGGAACAGGCGCAAUCUACCACCGGUGGGAGUAGCACCACGGCGCCAUCCGACCUGAAAGGAUUGGAUCAAAAGUUGACGAAAUACGCACAUCUUAUGGAGAAGGUAUUAGGUGACUGGUUCGGGGAAUGGUUAGGAGUCCAACCGAAGCUUACCCCGGGUGCAAGCUGGUCCGCUUACACUGCGUUCAGCGACCAAUACAGCCCGUUUCCCAAUGAGACGACCGGAUGGAAACCAAGAAGACGAAGGACCGCCGCUGACCUUGUGCUGGAUGCUAACGAUCACCUUACUGUGCUAGUGAACACUACCGUGACGGCAGUGCUACCUAAGCGACUAUACAUACCUUCACCAACCCUGCAACAAGACCAUAUUAUCAGUUGUGUAGAAUACCACCAAACAGGCGUCCACGAACCAGGCCUUGUCGGCUCCAUACGUACGGGACCGAGUGUAGACGGAUUGAAUGUUGACCUGAUGAGUGGUGGCCAACCUGCUGCCGUAGCGCAAGGCAGCUCGCUAGGUUGGCCUAGCAGCAAGCAGUCUAUGCUGAGUCGAUCUGCUGCACAUAUAGCCGCACUUAAGAGUUCGAACCGUUAUGGCGUGAAUGAUGUAAGUGCCGGAGUGAGUCCCGUCAUCCCACGACGUACAUGUCUCAAGGGCACGCAAGGACAGAUCGCAGCAGACCCUCUUGGCCUGUUACGACACUCAUCCGAAAAACGACUACAUGAUGGAGAAAUCAUACUUUCCGCUGGCGCUAUCUUCUCACCCUGGAUACUCUUCAACUCUGGCAUCGGGCCCAAAAAAUUCACAAACCGUCUUGGUGUUAUCAAUUAUGUAGAUAAUCCUUGGAUUGGACAGAACCUCCAAGAUCGACCCGUCGUCGGACUUUCCAUUGAACUCAGAACUGAUGAUGCACCAACCGGAUCAGGUGGAGUAAAUGAUGACCAUGCCACUGAUCUCGGCUUACUUGAUCUCCGACUUGCCGAGGCCAUGGUCGCACACUCCACCGCUCUCCCCCUUAAAGAAGAUAUUGAAGAAUCAACUGAGCUUUUUAACUUUGGAUUCAACCCCAGGCAAUUUCAACGAAAUCAGAACCAGGCUCUGGACCAGGCUCUGGACCAGGCUCAGAAUCAGGCUCAGAAUCAGGCUCAAAAUCAGGCUCAGGGCGACCGAGGAAACGUCACCGAGACCGAUCGCGACUUCCAGUCUGUUGGAGAGGAGCAAUUCGACCAUGAUACCUUCGACACCUACAAGCAAUACCGGAUCCGGAGUCGGGAAAAGCGACUCCGCCGCCUCAUUGAAAUGGGACCAAAUCGCUACAGCGGGAAUACCUACGGCGGUAAUGGCUACAACGACGCGAAUGGCUACGGCAGGAACGCCCCGGUCCACAGUGAGUCCGGUCCCGUGGGCUCCGGAGUGUAUAACCAGAGUCGGUUCCAGAGUCGUCGGUUCCAGAGUGGUCGGUUCCAGAGUGGUCGGUUCCGGAGUGGUCGAGAUUUUGCGUCAGUGAGUAAGGCGUUCAGUCGGCCUAUUCUGAACCCGCGAUACUACUCGAAUUACUGGUCGCCGGCCUCUCUGUUCCAUCGACCGACGAUGGGCUUCGAAGAUAUUUACGGAGGCGACGUAGUUGAGGGUAUCCUGGCCUCAACACGUGUGAUCUUUCCGCCAGAAUUGCGGAAUACACCGCUGGUCGAUUACAUCGUCGACGUCAUUUCCGCUUGCGGCAACGAGAGACGUCGCGGUCGGGAAGAGGCGCUUCGAACAGGUGUGGGAACGAAUGCGCAAAGUGGUCUAGGUGUUGAGUCGUCUUCUCCGAGAGUGAGUUUACCUGGGUUGAAUUCACUGUUGGGCAACAUUGUUGCGAGUCCGGAAGUGGCAUCAUCUUUGGCAUCGUCAUCGUGGGCAGGUCACUUGUCUGGGUUUAACUAUGGCAUGUCAGUGGGUGGUGAGGAGUCACUGACAGCGCUGUGUCGGUAUACAGAUGCUGUGCGCGGAUGUAUGGCAAAUCAGGCGGUAUGGUUUACGUUCUUGACACAUGUGAAAAGUCGGGGUAGUGUAGGAGUGGGUUUCGAUGGACGCAUGGUAGUGGACCCAGCGUUUCUGGCGGACGAAGGUGAUCGACGUGAGAUGGUUCAGAAUGUGCAAUCGAUGUUGCAAAUGCUAAUACAGUACUCCGGAUUAUUAAGUGACAUCUUCCAACCCAUAACUCAUAGUCAGUGCCCUGCACAUGACUUCAGUACGGAAAGCGCCAUCGCAGCUUCCCUUUCUUCCAUCAUGAAUGCUGGUAGUGUGUCACCUACAUUACGCGCACGCAGUACCAGUGCGCGACGUGAUGUAUCACGGAAUCAACAUAUUCCGUUCGCGACAGAACCACAAGAUAUGCCCGACGUAGAUGACCCUCAAAGUGUACUCACGUACAUACAAAAUCAUGCUACUAGUAUGUGGCAUCUAGUCGGCAGUAUCUCACUUGGAGUUGUGCUUGACGAUGAAUUCCGUAUAGCCGGAGUCCAGGGACUCAGUGUCAUAGAUGCCUCUGCCCUGCCUAUACAUACUCGGAUGAACCCUUCCAGCACCGUUAUGGCUGUCGCCAAACUCGCCGCCGAUUACAAACUCCGAAAAAGAGUUGAACGUCGCACACCCUCUUUUUGA